Messenger RNA from Penaeus chinensis, 652 nucleotides. RefSeq names its product protein O-mannosyl-transferase TMTC2-like. Bases 296 to 652 code for a protein of 118 amino acids. Gene Ontology annotation, biological process: protein O-linked glycosylation via mannose. The record is from RefSeq and is a predicted model, not a curated record. The transcript has a single exon. NCBI's taxonomy places the organism in Eukaryota, Metazoa, Arthropoda, Malacostraca, Decapoda, Penaeidae. Gene Ontology annotation, molecular function: mannosyltransferase activity.
UGACUAAUGUUUUUUCUCUCUUUUUUAAUUAGUUUCAGAUUAUCAGGACUAAAAAAAAAAAAGAAAUAAAAGAUCUCAAUGUCCCAAGUGUGAAAUAGUGAUGAAAUAUCGAAAGAUAGUCAUUGAUGGACGAAAGUGUUUGUAUAGUGAUGUGUGAUUUAAUGAUGACAAGUUCGCCGCUCCUGUUACGCUGUGACCUGUGACGACCUGAGACCUGGACCUGUGCGCCCCUCUGGCACCUUGAACCAAGCCCCUACCACAUUCACCUGCGGGUCGGGUGAGGCGAGGUCAGGUCAUGGAUGUCGCAGGAGGCGGCUGUGUCUCAUCGUGCCAGAGCUCCCCGAGGAGACGGCGGAAGUCCACCUCGCCCUCAAGCCACCAAGAAUUCCACGCCCACGAUGCUUACGAGGGCGAGGACCCGCCGCCCACCUGGGUGUACAUGACGGUGUGGGUGGCCGGGGUACUUGUGUACGUCAACGGCCUCUCGGGGGACUUUGUGCACGAUGACGUCAGCGCCAUCAAGACCAACCCAGACGUGCUGGCGACGACGCCCCUCACGCACGUCUUCCUCAACGACUACUGGGGGAAGCCCAUGUCGGACCCCCUCUCGCACAAGUCGUACCGGCCGCUCACCAUCCUCACCUUCAGGUAA